AUGUCGAGCUUGCUGAGGCGGUCGACCGGACUUGCGCGGGUCGCCAGCUAUUCGCUAAGCGCUUCGACCCGCGCAACCCUCCGAACACCACGAGCUCUACGCACAACCUCCUCGGCAUGGGCAAACCAGCGACCUCGAUACUACUCUUCCGACCAGAAGCCACCGGAGCGCGAACGCAAAGACAGCAAAGAUGGCGAAAGUGAUGGUGCGACACCGUCCAAGGAGGUGCCGUCGAAGCCGCAGAUGAAAAACCACAACUCGCCAGGUCCCACCGAGGGCGAGGCGCCUACAGCUUCCGAAAAUGCGAAGGACGGCAGGCUGCCCUUGCCAGAGGGCUGGGUAUACCUCAGCGACGCCGAGUACGAGAAAUUACAGAAUAUGCUCUCGACGGGACCUCUGUCCUUGAAAGAGAACGAGAAACGUGCCAUCUCCGAGAUCAAGCGAGUUGGCGUACCAAAGGGAUUGGCAGACAUAUUGAAGAAGCGGCAGGACGGCACUUUGGGUAUCGCCGACGCGGGCAAGGCCUUGAAAUCUAUAUAUGCUCUAUCCAAGAGACUCGCAGAAUUAGACUAUCCGGAGCUCCAGAACGGAUCGCAGUCGAAGCCAUCUAAAAGCUACGCGGAAUCGUCCUCCAAGAACAGUUCAAAUGAGGAGGGGAAGAAGGCGCAAGACGGCGAGCAGAAGCAGGACGAUCAGAACCCUAAGAUGGGCGAGAAGGGCUUCAACUCGAACCGGCCGCCGAAUCCCGAGAACAACUCUGACCCCAGUCCGCUGAGGGGGAACGACUGGGUGACGACAGUCGUGGGGUCCGCCAUCGCGUAUUGGAUCUACACUUCGAUAUUCGACGAGGGGGGACGAGAAAUCACGUGGCAGGAGCUGAGAAAGAACUUUCUGGAGAAGGGUCUCGUGGAGAAGAUGGUCGUAUAUGGCCACAAAGUCCGCGUUGAGCUCAAUCGAGAAGCUACUGCGUCCAUGUACCCGGAUUCUGUUGCACUACGCCCUGGUUUCAACUACUACUUCUCCAUCGCUUCCGUAGAGGCUUUCGAAAGGCGGUUGGAUGAAGCUCAAAACGAGCUUGGUAUUCCCAACAGCGAUCGGAUACCUGUGAGCUAUGCCGGAGAGAGUGGUUUCAUGAGCCUACUCAUGGCGUUCGGACCUACGCUCUUGCUUGUCGGUCUACUCUUCUACGCUAGUCGACGGGGACCUGGUGGCGGCGGUGCCGGUGGAGUCUUCGGCUUUGGAAAGAGCAAAGCGAAGCGGUUCAGUCAAGAGACGGCUGUCAAAGUCAAGUUCGCUGAUGUUGCCGGUCUAGACGAAGCCAAACAAGAGAUCAUGGAAUUCGUGAGCUUCCUUCAAAAGCCGGACAAGUUUGUAAGACUAGGUGCCAAGAUUCCCCGAGGUGCUAUUCUGGCAGGACCUCCUGGAACUGGUAAAACCUUGCUCGCAAAAGCCACUGCAGGCGAGUCUGGUGUUCCUUUCUUCAGUGUGAGUGGUUCGGAAUUCGUCGAGAUGUUUGUUGGUGUUGGUGCGUCGAGAGUACGGGAUCUCUUUGCCACGGCGCGGAAGAGCGCUCCGUGCAUCAUUUUCAUCGAUGAAAUCGAUGCUAUCGGCAGAUCGCGUGCGGAAGGGCAGAGGUUCGGAGGUAAUGACGAGCGGGAGGCAACAUUGAACCAGAUCUUGACCGAGAUGGACGGUUUCAACACCAGUGAGCAGAUUGUUGUUCUUGCCGGAACCAACAGAGUGGACGUCUUGGACAAGGCGCUGAUGAGACCUGGACGUUUCGACCGGCACAUCAACAUCGACGCCCCGACCAUGGCAGGACGACAAGACAUCUUCAAGGUUUACCUGAAGAAGAUUGUCACGCACGAAGAGAUAGAAUAUCUGAGUGGUCGCUUGUCUUCUCUGACACCGGGCUUCGCUGGUGCUGACAUCGCCAACUGUGUGAACGAGGCUGCACUUAUUGCUGCGAGGAAUAACGCGGCAUCGGUGACGUUGCAGCACUUCGAACAGGCAAUCGAGCGUGUUAUUGGUGGGCUCGAGCGCAAGUCACUCGUCCUGAACCCGGUGGAAAAGAAGACGGUCGCGUACCAUGAAGCUGGCCACGCUAUCUGCGGCUGGUUUUUUAAAUAUGCUGAUCCGCUUCUGAAAGUAUCCAUCAUCCCUCGUGGAAAGGGCUUGGGCUACGCCCAAUAUCUUCCCGGCGACGCCUACCUCAUGUCCUACCAGCAGUUGAUGGACCGGAUGGCCAUGACACUAGGAGGUCGAAUCUCGGAGGAACUACAUUUCCCUACCGUGACAACAGGAGCAAGUGACGAUUUCUCAAAGGUGACGCAGAUGGCCACGGCCAUGGUGACGCAAUGGGGUAUGUCGGAGAAGGUUGGACCUCUCCACUUCCGAAACGACGAGAGCAAGAUCCACAAGCCAUUCUCGGAGAUGACGGGACAGACGAUCGAUGAGGAGGUCAAGCGCAUCGUUGAAAUGGCAUACAAGCAGUGCAAAGACCUCCUGACGGAGAAGAAGAAGGAGGUUGGUAUUAUCGCCGAGGAAUUGCUGAGCAAGGAGAUGCUUGUCCGAGAUGACAUGAUCCGUCUUUUGGGUCCUCGACCGUUCGAUGACCGGGACGACUUCACGAAAUACUUUGGCGGCACAGCUAGCACAGAGCCGAAGGGACCACCGCCGCCACCUUCGUCGCCCAGUCUCCCCGACACGCCCGAGCCGCCUGCAGCCCCGGCGAUGUUCAAGGCGGUGGACGCCCAAGACAUCAGGUGA
Anthostomella pinea is the source of this 2769-nucleotide messenger RNA. The record is from the annotation of a GenBank genome assembly. NCBI's taxonomy places the organism in Eukaryota, Fungi, Ascomycota, Sordariomycetes, Xylariales, Xylariaceae.